GUCUCCAGGAAAGGGCACCUCAGCUUAUGCACUGUACAGGGAGAUUAUUAGCAGGGAGGCAAUGUCUGUUCACCAUGACAUCAGCGGUCCCUUCUUGGACAUUCUAUUGUGUCCUAGAGAGUUCUUGGCAUCCUCUGUGAUGUCAUCAGUGUUGUAGUAACCACAAGUGCCCUACAUUUUCUCAGUCCCUGCCUGGCAGAUACACAGGAAGACAUGUUUUCCCGGCUUCGCAAGAAUUUUGGGAGAGUGAACGCCGAUUUUGGACAGACUGGAGUGAGGGAAUCUCGCCUUUCAUCAAAAAUAAAUGGUGGACAACGAAAGCUGGCCUGGGGAAUGCUGAAGGAUGGGAGACUGACAUCAUCCCCUGGCCCUGUGGUAAUCAACAAGGAGGCCAACACGGAGAACACAGAAGAACAGAGACUGAUUAGACAGCUGCAGUCAGCUACUGAGGAGAGAAAUGAGCUAAGAGAUCUCCUGACUUACGUGACAGAGAGAUACAGGAACAACAGGGCCAGCCACUACAUCAGGUCAAAUCCAUUUUAUGAAAAUUUGAAGAUAAAGGAGAGGGAGGUCAUGUCAUUACUGCACAACUUAGAGAUGAGGAACAUCGAGCAUUGUGAGAAAUUUCAGGAGCUCCAGAAGGAAAUUAACUUCUAUCGGAACCUGCCCAGCCGGAUCCAUAUGGACAAGAUAUGUAUGCAGAAGAAGUUGUUCCCAUUCAGAAAGGAGGGCAAAGCAGAACAGCUUGAUUGUGCACCGCUGCUACAGAAAUUUUUGUUUGAUUUGAACAAGAAAGAUAAAGACGAACAGGAGAAAACCAGCAACCUCCAGACCAAGCAACAUCUGGAUAACACCACUUGAGAGACCACUUGGGAACUGCAUUGCCAUUUUGCCUGCUAGAGGAGAAACAGCAAUAUAACUGUGCUUCUAAAUGUUCACUAAGAAUAUGCUGUUUAGAAAUAUUUUUGUUAUGAUCUUAAAUGAAGUUUUUGUUUUGUUAUUUCAUAGUUAUAUGUUCUUGUUAAUAUUUUUCACAUCUGAAAAUACUUUUAUAUAUUUAUAUUAAUAUUCAUUUUAAUCAUUUUUGUUUUAAAUUGUAUUCCUUAUGAAUAAAACUUGAUUUGUAACUCU
This is a messenger RNA of Rattus norvegicus (Norway rat), 1131 nucleotides long. The record is from RefSeq and is a predicted model, not a curated record. NCBI's taxonomy places the organism in Eukaryota, Metazoa, Chordata, Mammalia, Rodentia, Muridae.